Molecule: messenger RNA, 7439 nt
Organism: Schistocerca cancellata (South American locust)
Lineage: Eukaryota; Metazoa; Arthropoda; Insecta; Orthoptera; Acrididae
Gene: nord
Product: protein NDNF
Exons: 9
Coding region: 358-2058 (566 amino acids)
Molecular function (GO): protein binding
Source: RefSeq, a predicted model, not a curated record
CAGCCGCGCCAAACAUGCACAAUACCGGCGCAAGGCCACCUCCAGUCUGACCACGCAGCUCAGCCGGCCGACGGGACCUCCGCGCUACGGACGACGACGCCGCCACCGACGACGACGACGACAACGACGACGUCGACGACGCGCUGUACUCCUACUCUUCAGAUCGUGUUUUGCUUUAUCAGUUAUCCAGUCGAACAGCCGAGGACACUAUUAGCCUUAAGGGACUCACAGCGUGUCAGUAGUGCCUGAGCAGCCGCGUCGGUUUUCUUCGCGAAAUGUUUUCAGAGCGUGAGGUUUAGGAGCGCCUGUUGACCUGCAACCCUUCGUGCAACCCUGCUUCGACGAUUGCAUAGACAGAUGUGCGCGCCGCCCGCGGUGUGCUGCGUGCUGGCGGGCGUGGCGCUGGCGCUGGCGGUGGCGCGCGGCCAGGCCGGCGGCGCCUCCCGCUACCGCUGGACCAUCCCCAAGGAGCAGAUCUUCAGUGACAACAAGGUCAUCCCAUUCGACCAGCAGGUCUCCGAGUUCCUCUACAAGGGCGAGACCAAGAUGUUCUUCCUGGUGAAGAAGAAGCGUGAGGGCCCACUGUCCAUCACGGUGACGCCGUGCACCUCCAGCCUCCUCUGGUCGGUGGGCUACCGCAACGUCAGCAAUGACACCGAAAUGGGCGACCCCGAGCCGGAGCAGUCGCUGGGCGAGUACCGCGGCCGGCAGCUGCGCACGCUGCAGGUGCGGCCCGCGGCGCCCGGCCUGUACACGGUGCGCGUGGCGCCGCUCGAGGGCCAGUCGUACGUGAUGCUGUACGCGACGCAGCAGCCGGGCGGGCCCGGGCCGCUCUCCGUGCGCCACAAGCCGCGCCUCAAGCUGCAGCGGCGCCAGCGCCGCAAGGGACUCACCGUGCGCUGGGAGCCCAGCUCGGUGGACCCGCACCUGAUGCACUACUGCCUGGUGGUGAACCCGCGGCGCCACUACUCGACGCUGUGCGAGGCGCGCGGCGAGCGCUACGGCGUCAUCCCGCCAGACGCGCCGGAGCCGGCGGGCGGCGCGCCGGUGGGCUUCAACUUCCCGCACGACGUCGCCGGCGCCACCAAGGCGUCGCUCGCCAGCAAGGCCGAGCGUCACAACGCCAGCCGCCUCGGCCGCGGCUCGGGCGCAGAGACGCACGAGGACAUAGUUGUGACGUGCGUGGGCCACAAGACGCAGUACACGCUGUGCCACCUGCAGCACGGCAAGGUGUACCACGUGAACCUGUUCGCCGUGAACAAGCGCACCAAUCUGAGCUUCCCGUACGGCAGCACGACGCUCAAGUACGAGCAACGCGCCCGGCCGGUCGCGCUCAGGGACGGAAAGCGCGCCAGCGUCAACCUGCGGCACCUCGACGGCCGCGCCUCCUUCAAGUUCAAGGUGGGGCGCAACCCGGGCCCGCAGCUGGUGGCGUACGUGAUGGCGUGCGGCGGCGGCUCGGUGGACGUACGCAUGCGCGUGGACGGCCAACAGGCGGGCGGGCGCACCCGCGUCGACGGGUACGCGCGCCUCGAGCUGGGCCAGCCGCGCAAGGGCCAGCGCUACACGCUGCAGGUGGCCGCGCCCCACCGAGAGGAGCUGCGCCGCGUGCACGCCGUCGAGGUGCUGGCGACGACGCGGCCGGAGCGGUUCCCGCUGGUGGAGCUGCCGCCGCGGCCGCAGCUGCACGAGUACGAGUCGCUGCGGCGCUGCCGCUCGGUCACCGUGGGCUGGCUGCCGUCGCCCAGCGCCGCCUCCAGCGCCCAGCCGCUGCGCUACUGCCUCAGCGUGCGCGAGCGCGCGCACGCCGACGACGAGCUGGCGCCGCGCCCCAACCAGUGCGCUCUGCGCCGCGCGCCCGCCACGCAGCCGCUCUCCAGCACCUGCCGCGAGGGGGAGACCGCCGCCAACAGAGCGAGUAACGUGACCACACAUGAAGUCACUGGUCUAGAACCAGGUCGCAGUUAUGUGGUUCAGCUCACAGUGCAACGGCCAGGUGGACGACCCCUCUCAUAUGAUCUUCUGCCAGUGCGCACCACAACAGAAUGUCUGCAAUAAGUUUAUGUGUGCAUUCUCUUGCAUCUAUCAAUUUAUGUAAGAAUGAUAACAGAUGAUGUGAAUGUAGCAGGAAUGUCUGUACCUGGACUCUUACCUUUCCAUGUAAGGAAACAUUUAAGACUAAAUAUUAUAAGAGGCUAUGGACAUAACAGGUAUAGGGCCUUCAUAUAUUUGCUGCUCAAGAUAUAUACUGUCUUAGUGGCAUGAGUUUGUAUGUGAAUCAUUUGAUAAUUUAAUUUUGUUGAAGUAUUAUUUCUAUUAGUUAAGAUCAAACCAAUGUUGAAUUGUAGACUGCGCAAUAUUUAUAUUAUAGGCACAGUUAGUUAAGUCCAUAUUUUCUGACCGUGUUUGAUACAAUAUUGAUUAGAUUUGUUAUGUAAUAGGAAUUUAAUUUCCAAGUGUGUGCCAAUAACUAAUAAGCUUCUGCAAUAUUACAUAUAGAAUCUAGCAUACCUGUGUAGAAUGGUUGCUUUUCCCACACUGUGAUCAAGGAGAGAAGAAAUUCCAAGUGAAAUGUAUAGAGAACACAAUGUAGUCUUCACAGAUUGUAGAUGAAAUAUCAAAACUGUAAACCACUUUUCAGCACAGACCUCACAACAUUCAAGAUUAGUCUCUACACGUGACAAAUCUAUAGCCUCCUUACACAGUGUUAGCAAUACCUCCACCGACCUCUUUCACACUAAAUUGUACUUAAUUUUCUAUCACUGAUUUCUCUUGGAAAUCUUAAAUACAGUCAUUCAAUAUAUGAUGCAAUCAAUGUGUGUAAUGGUGAAUAUGCUUUAAAUUCAGAUUAUUCUUGGUCUUGAAUAUCCAUUCAUAGCUGUACAGUAAUACUAAAGUAGAAUAUCAAAACAAACACAUUAUUAACAUUUUGACCUGGGUUCCUGUAAGAAUAGUUCAGAAAUAAGCUGCAGUGCUAUCCCUGAAUGUAACUGUCACAAUAGUAUCAAUGUAGUUUAAGUGCUGUAUACUCUGCAGGUUGCUUAAGUAACAUACAAUGAAAGUGACAUUUUACAUAAAUACACCCAUAAUGCUUUAUAUUUUUGAGAGAAUGUCUGUUAUUUUCUUCAUACAUUGAACAAAGAUGGAAAAUUCACUAGUCUGAAGAAACAUGUACUAAAAGGACAGCAUAAAAAAAUGCAAACUUUAUAUAAAUAAAAUGACAGAUACUGCAAUAGUGUAUCAGAUAUGUAUUUUGUAAAUGGUUCAAAAAGUGUCUUAAACCAGUAUUCAAAUUUCUUGAAGGUUAUUUGCUACAUCUUCAUUGUUCUGUUUGCAACCAUUCACAAAAAGCAGCUUUGUGAAUACAAUAGAAUAUGUGCACUUAUCACAGACAUGUAGAGUUCUUUUUUUUCUUUUUGUCAAGUAUCACUAUACAAAUACAGAAUUGGCCACAAUCUAUUCAGUGUAGCAGUUAUAUUAAUAACCAGUCACAUCUGCUCUAGGGAUCACAAUUAAAAGACUUUCAGAUCCAUCCAGCAAAAGGGAGGAAUUAAUCCUGCUAAAAGCCACUACUUUAAUGUAGAUUGAUUAUAAUCUUUUUAGGAAAAGAACAAAGUCAUUAAUUCCACUCAUCUUUAUGCCACAUUAGAAGCUCUGUGCAACAUCACAUACAUCUUUUGUAACUUUAGAUCCUUUUGCCAUAAGACCUGUGAAUUACAAUAGUUAAUACAAUCAGUUGGAACUACGUACAUCUUCAAAGAGGAUGAUAACACAUAACAGUAUGUACAGUCAAUAAAUGACUGAAAUUUAUUGAACUGAUUUUGUGUCUGUGAUCAGUUAUUCAGUAGUUCAUGGAUAACAGUUUUUGGGAUGAACAUGUCUUCUUGAGUUUCACAUGCACAUGUUUCUCUGGGACUCCAUUUGAAUUUAGUAUCCCCUGAAGAGUCUCUUGGAACAUGUCAAGUAUUGAAGAAGUACCUAGUCAUUCCUUAAAAAUUCUUCUGCCAGAUACACCCUGCUCAAUGUAUUUCCUUGCAUAGAAAUUAUCUGUGUUACUUAUUAAACAGUGGUUCUUGAUGUUCUACUGCAAAUGGCUUUAAGCAUCAUGUCCUUGGUCAACUACUCAUAACAUACUCAUGCCUUCCCUGAAAAUUAGUGUGUGUACACACACACACACACACACACACACACACACACACACACACACAUCUCCCUCUCAACAUAUGUAAAGAAGUAUAUUAUUCCAUGUUUCAUUUAUAAGAGUUAGAAGAAGUUACUACCUUCCAAUGCGCCUUUUGAUGAAAAGUGUAAAAUUUGAAACUUCCUGGUAGGUUAAACCUGUGUGCCAGACCAACACUCAAACUCAAGACCUAUGCCUUUCAUGGACAAGUGCUCUUCUGACUGAGCUACCCAAGCAUGACCCAUCCUCGCAGCUUCAGUUCUGCCAGUACCUCAUCUCCUACCUUCUAAACUUAGAGCUUCUGUGAACCUUGCACAACCUUGUAAAAUUUGUAUCAUUGUUAAGAGAGCAGAAUGUGACACUACUAAGGCAGGUAACAGUUUAUCGUUUUUAAUAAUUUGCAAUAUUAAAUCACCAAUUGUACUUAUAUUUUCAGUCAACUGUGCAAUGUGAGGCAAAAUAUUUUUGGGAAUUCAAGACAACAUUGCAAAAAGGAUAUAUAGGAAGCAAGUGUCAUAUUUUAUAUAGUAUUACCUAAGUUUCUCUUGAGAAAUGACAUGAGAUGACGUCCUAAUUCAAUUCAGAAUACAAUUUAUGCCAUUAGUUUUACUAUAGACAUCAGGGAUCUUAAACAUUUUCAUUUAGGUUAUCUUGUUUGACUCCAAUGAAUCAUUGAAGCAAAAAAAAAUGCCAACAGUAUUCAAAUUCUGGUGACUCAUACUUGUUACAGAUUGAAUGAAUUUAUUUAACUUGAAAAAUAGAAAAGUCUCUCUUCUUUAGGAUAUUAGUGACAAAAGCACAUAGAAUAGUCCUUGUACUAGAAGUAAAUACAGUCUGCUCAUUGCUCAGGAUACUAAUAAAUUAUCUGUUCUCAGGAGCUCAAAACUUUUUAAUAACACACAAUUUUCUUGUCUAACAAUGUAAAUCAUGAGUGGAAUAAUAAUUUGAUUUAGAGCAGUUUGCUAGGAAGCAUCAAGCAGUAAACAGUCUCAUUUAAAAGUAACCUCUUGGAUGUUAGUUUUUGAACAAAGUUCUUUCUUAAGGGAGGAAGAAACACACACACACACACACACACACACACACACACACACACAUGUCACCUCUGAUUGCUUUAGGGAUAAAAGGCAUGUGCAAGGCUGAACCCAGAAGGGGGAUACAGGCAGCUGGGGGACUGGGACUAGCAAAAACUAAGGCCAGGGAGGUUACAGAAAUAAAGGUAAUGUUGCAAUGGGAGUUUCCACAGGUGCAAUUUAGAAAAUCUGGCACUGCUAGAAAAUAAUCCAGAUUUUACAUAACCCUUUCCCCUUCUCUGCUUCUCUCCUCUCCCUUUUUUCCAUGAUGCCACAUCCCUGUACUCUCCCACAAAGAGCAUUUCCCCCACCCACACCCUGCUAACCCCCACACUCACAACUCACACCAUGCCUCUUUUGUGCCUCCAAACUCAGAUGACAGAGAUUGCUUUGCCCAGAUGUGACAGUGGCCAUAUGUGUGUGAGGUUUUGAGUAUGUUUGUGUUUUUCUUCUUGACCUGACGAAGGACUUUGUCUGAACACUAAUACCAAACAGUCUACUUUUAAUAUGCCUGCCCACUGCUCAGUCCUACCUGUCUGUGGUAAUCAGUAAUCUAUUCUAAUGCAUAUGAUUUUUUAAUAGAAUUUUUCUUAAGAGCUACAACACUAUUAACAUAUACAACAAAACUAAUAAGAAAGAUGAAGGAGAAAACUGUAAGAUAGAAAAUGGGUGUCACAGGUAUUGUACGGAAGUAUUAAUAUUUGAAAGUAAUUUAUUUACAUCCUGGCUAGUACUGAGAAUAAUCAGCCUGACAUAUUUUCCUCAAUCAACAACUGAAAUUAUCUGCCAAUUUUUUUAAGUAAGUAACUCACAUCUUGAAAAUAAAUUCAAAACUAAACUUGAAGCAAAUGUGUCAAAUGUAAAGGAUAAUUGUGAUUACUGGUAAGAGGAAGUUCAUCAGCUUCAAAAAUGAAAAACAUUAUUCCAAAUUAGUUUCAGUAAAUACCUUCAUAAUUACAAAAGCACAUAAAGCUACAAAUAAGAGCUAAUUAUAGCAGUUUAAGUAAAUACCUUCAUAAUUACAAAAGCACAUAAAGCUACAAAUAAGAGCUAAUUAUAGCAUCAUUAAUAGUGCCUGAUAAUUAGUUGAUUAUUUGAGUUAAUCCUUGCCUUGCUUUGACAUGAAAACUAGCUCAACCCAAUCAUUUACAGGAAGGACUACUACUGCUAUAAAGUUCAAAUGACUGUACAGCUUGGAAUUUUUCACAAGUGCAAAGCAGUGUCAGAGGUAAUUCCACAAAAUGUACUGCAAAAAUUCCCAGUGCUAACCUAGGACCAAAUAUUUAUUUUUGCAGAAUUCCCAUUAAGCAAUUAAUUUAUGCAUCUACUGCCAAUAACAGAAACAAGUCAUGGGAGAAAACUAUAAUUCUCUUACUACAAAGCCAGUGCAAAACCAAACAUGAUGUGGGUCAAAUUCAGAACCAAGAAGUGAAAUAUAUGUUUCUUUCAUUGAAUUUUGUCAGUUGUUCAUCUUUUAGAAAGUAUGCAUUCCUCACACCCUGUACUAUUGAAUGAUUAUGUCUUUGCCUUAUUGCUUUCUUUGUUUCUCUAUUGCUCUACAUUAGAAGUUGCAUGAGAGGGAAUCUUUGAUUCUUUAAGAAUUACUCCAUUAAGUUUACCUUAUUUCUAAUCUUUAUGUUGUUCUUAUUUUUUUUUCUUAUUUAAAUGCAAUAUAGCACAAUCAAUUCCCUCCAUUCGGCUGCACAUAUUAGCCAAAUUGUAUUAUACAGUUCUUUUCGUGUUUCUAUCACAAUUCAUACUGAUUAAAACUGAAUUAUUUGUUUCCAUGUCACUUUAAAAAUACUCUUGCUAAUCCUUCUGCUUUUCUGUGUACCACCUUCCACUGAGAAUGAUGGCUAUUUAGAUAUUUCUCUUUCUUCCUAAAUUCCUUUCUACCUACUUUGUUUCCUUUCCUCAUAUCUACCAUUCUUCUUCUUACUCCCCUCCUCCAACUGUUCUUUUGCAUCUCUUCUCUGAAGUGCUGUUUUGUGAAGCAAUUCUCUAUUCCUGUUAUUAUUUUCUGUUGAACUGUUUUUGUUAAGUUACCUGUUACCUCUGUAAUUUUCAAACUUUUGUGCAUCCGGGAGGGUUACUAAGCAAUGCACUGUCCCUCUUAUAGAUUAAAUGGCUGAAUCAAAUAGUAUGAUUAUAGUCAUUUAGUCUCUCUUUCAAAUAUCAUUCUUACAAUA